AUGCAGAACGUGUGGAGAGUCCCUGGCCGCUUCUCCGGCAUGAAUCCUCCGUCUGCAGCUGCUGGUGAACCCCCUGACCCUCCAUUGAAACCCCCCGACCCUCCUAACCAGAAAUCCCCUCUUUCCCCCAAUAACUUUCCAACCUUAUCCGAUGCUAAAACUUUUCCUAAAACUCCCAGAUCUAAAACUACACUUUCCUCUAAUAAGAUGGAGAGUGUUUCACAAACUACAAUAGCCUCAAUGGCUUCAGCUGUGUCUACUGGAGCUUCUCUACCUCCGGUUAAUGAAAAAAUCCAUCCUCUGAGAGUAUCUGGUGUAUACUUCACACAAUCACACCAAGAGACUUAA
Molecule: messenger RNA, 348 nt
Organism: Eruca vesicaria subsp. sativa (arugula)
Lineage: Eukaryota; Viridiplantae; Streptophyta; Magnoliopsida; Brassicales; Brassicaceae
Source: the annotation of a GenBank genome assembly